CUGUGCGCCACGGCAGCCCAAGAGCAGUGCAGGCAGAUGUAAGGAGACGGGAACGUUUAUCCUGCUACCAGCAGAGCAUUCUUAUCAGCGCUUGCGGUCUAUUGCUGAUUUUUUUCAGAGUUCUUCUAACUAAGUGCAUCCCAGAUAACAUCCACAUUAGUGCUUCUAAUUUUCUUUUAGAGGAGCGAGAAUUUAUCUCACAAACAAAACAGUCUAGGGAUUGAAGACUGGGCUGUGUUAACCCAAUUUCCCUGAGACGCACAGAAACCACGCUCCUGUAGGUCCACCUGGAUAAGCUGAGGAAGCCGUCCGAUCCCGGUUAGAGGUCCAGGAGGGAGACGGAGUGGAGAAAUAAGCUCGAAAGACAGGAGCAACAAAGAAGCAGACAGGAUGAACCUCAAGAGUCAUUUGAUUUUCACUCUCUACACUAUUUAUGGGAUUCUGCUUAAAGUGAUGGCUUCAAAAGGCAAAGUUCGAGGCGUCAGUGGUCAGUAUCCUCUGGUUCAAAAUGUCACCGUGACGGAGGGUGGAACGGCAAACCUGACCUGCCGUGUGGAGUAUAAUGACAACACCUCCCUCCAGUGGUCGAACCCAGCACAGCAGACCCUCUUUUUUGGGGACAAGAAAGCUUUAAGGGACAACCGGAUUGAGCUUGUGCGUGCCACAUCAUCAGAGUUGACCAUCAGUAUUAGCGAUGUCUCACUGUCUGAUGAAGGCCUGUACACCUGCUCUCUCUUCACCAUGCCGGUCAGAACAGCCAAAGCUUACCUCACUGUCUUGGGUGUGCCAGAAAAGCCGGAGAUCAACGGCCUGACAAAGCCAGCCAUGGAGGGGGACCACAUCACUCUGACCUGCAUCACUCAGGGCAGUAAGCCCGCCGCCGACCUCCGCUGGUUCAGGAACGAGAAGGAAGUCAAAGGUGCCAAAGAGGUGAAUGCAAGAGGAAAGACAUUUACAGUUCAGAGUUCUCUGCAGCUACAUGUUGACAGAAAUGAUGAUGGAGUGGCCUACACCUGCAAAGUGGACCAUGUAGCACUUGCACAGGCACCACAGGAGGCCACCAAAGUGCUGGAGGUCCACUAUGCUCCCCGUGUGGAAAUCAUCAAAUCUCUUGCAGUCCCUCAGGAGGGCCAAUACUUAAAGCUGGAGUGUGUCUCCAGAGGAAACCCAUCACCAGAUCCUGUGAUGUGGACGAAGGAUGGCGGUGAACUUCCCGACCUUGACAGGAUAAUUGUCGAAGGGAGGGAGCUCACCUUUACUUCACUCAACAAGACAGACAAUGGCACCUACCGCUGUGAAGCCAGCAACCACCUGGGGACCAGCAGCACUGAAUAUGUACUCUACGUGUAUGACGCCCCCACCACCCUGCCUCCAUCCACCACACCCCCCCUACAUCCCAUCCCUCCAGAUCCUACUGUUCAGUUAAGCACCCACGCCUCAGACCUCACAGUCACUGGCAGCAGAGAUCCCAAUGCGCUGGGGCAGCAUGGCACCGACCAUGCCUUGAUUGGAGGAGUGGUGGCUGUAGUGGUCUUUGUCACUUUGUGUUUAAUCAUUGUUCUGGGAAGAUACCUGGCCAGGCAUAAAGGAACAUACUUGACGAACGAAGCCAAAGGAGCGGAUGACGCGCCCGAUGCCGACACAGCCAUCAUCAACGCUGAAGGGCACCACGCACAUGCAGAAGAAAAGAAGGAAUACUUCAUUUAGACUGCAAAGGGAGCUGUGUAGCUCUCUCCAUUUUCUUUCAGUCCCUCUAUUUCUUAUAGUCUUUCUCUCUCUGUCACCCACUUUUGUCUUCAGCUGUGGCCAUUGCCCCUUUGAGUCAACACGGAGUCCACAGGCAGAGAUGUUUCCCAAGCUUUUUUAAUAUCAUUAUUAUUUCCUUUGGUUCAGCAUUUCUCUGUAUUACAUUUUUACCCUUAAAUCUUUUUUUUUCUUUUUGGCAGGUUUAAAAUGUUUCCACAUGCAACUUGAUGCUGCUAGUGAAGCCCUACCCCUUCUCACGUUUUUGCUCGCCUAGUGACACCAACACCUAGAAAUCUUUAUCUCUGCCAUGGCUGCUUCUUACAUGACAUCUUGUUCACCCUUUCUCCUGGUCCCUCACCAAGCAGACACGCUGCCACACGUUGUAUCUCAUGCCCCCCCACAUAUCUCACGUCAACACGGUGCCUAAAAAUACAGACGCCAUCAAACUUCUGUCAAUGCCUUCAUGUGUCGCCUGUCAGUAGCAAUGUAAAUGCUCUGUAGCUCAUUUUAUUGCUUAGCUCGCAGCUUUUAAUUAUAGAUCGCGUCAUUUUUUUAUUUGAGUGAUCUGUGCUGUUUACGCCUUAUAUGUGUCUAUCACACUGAAUAUGGUACUUUUAGAUGAUCCACUGCCCCCCAUUCCCUCUAAGUAAACUUGUAAUUAAGCAGUGGAUCCUUUGUAAGAUAAGACGAAGGUUUUGUGUAACACUGUAGCAAGGUUCGUCAGAUAAGUGUAUAAUAUGAUUUUCACUAUUAGGGUAGGAGUGAUAAGGGGUAGUGCUGUGUUGUUUAGAGCAAAGAACCCACCAAAAAUAUACGAAAGAGUACAUAGAUGAAGCUAUUUGCUAAAUCUGCUGUCUCUGUGUAAUUUACUCUGCACAUCCUUGUGCCGUGCAGGCAGCAGUUUAGUGAAACAUUUUACACGCUAUCUGGACAGCUUACAGUAGUCUGUGUUUUACAUUAAUGAUUCAGAUGUACAGAAAGAAAUCUCCAAGUCUUAAAAUCUGUAAAAAAUGUAUUGAAAUUCUUUUGAGCUUUCACAUUUUAAUAAUUCACUUUAUGUUCAUGUCCCAACAAAGUCAUUUUACAGCUUAAGGACCUCAUGAAAUAUACAGUGAACAAUUUAAGGUUUCUGUCAAAAACAGAACAGUGACAGUAUGUUUACAGUGUCCAAUGUUAAACUUCUUAGACAUCUUUUAGUACUUUUGAUGGAUGCCUCAUUAGCUCGAGGUGCAGGCAGCUUUAAGACGUUACAGUAACAGUGAUUUGUAAGUCAUUUACUGUCACUUCAUAUAUAUAUAUGAAUAUACAAGUAUAUUAUAUACUGUCCAUUAGCCUGCAUUCAGUUAAAAUUUUGCACUGGCUGUCAAUCAGUCGUUGUUUCCACCACUUCCAUUAUGGCUUGGGCUUCAACUCAAAUAUUCACAAAAGCAUCAGCAUAGUGGUUUUGCUGUAGAUCCAACGCUUUGUCUUUUGAACAGAAAGAUGUCUAUUAGCCUGCGUGUUCAUCCAAAUGGAUUCGAAGAUUUUACAAUGAAGUCAAUCAAAAACAAAAACACAGCAGUUUUUCUCUUGCUGGGGUAAAAUAUUACAUAUUGUAAUCUAGGGGAUAAAGAGUUGCAGGAAAAAGCAGUGAUGCACAUCUUUAAGCACACGCAUUUAUUGCAUCCUCACUCUGUCAGCGAGGUCAGCUGGCAGCCUCUCCAGCAGUUGGCAUUGCAGCCAUACCUCUGUAACAAGCUUUUUUUUUUAUUUUGCACACAUGCUAGAAGGUUAUCCUUAUUGAGACAGAAAAACAAAAAAGAACAACCCUGGAUCAAAGCGCAUGGAGCCUAAAAGGGACCUGCUUUUCCUAAAACAAAAGAUACUGCUUCAGAAGUGCGCCCAGCUAUUAACAAUAGGGUGAAAUUCAGUCAACACUUUAUACUGUAGAUAACUGAUUUGGACCGCCACUUUACAAUUUAUGUUUCACAAGGUUUUGAAGAGCAAAUUUAAAUUGUUGUUUCCAACUAGAAAGCCAUUUCCUUUUAGUCAGUCACAGUUCCAUUUCAUGAGGUCUUGAAGUAAAAAAGUAUAUAUAUCAGAGAGAAUACUGAGGGUCAUAGAUCUGCAUGGGCCCCAUUUCCAAAAUCUUAAAACUUGAAACAAACGGUGAAGCACAAAAUUUGACAGGAUGAGUUACUGUGUUCCUUUGCCAACAACUAAAUUGCCUUGGGAAUGGUUCUUUUAAUCUAAUAGGCAGUGGAAAGAUUAAAAAGGUGCAGUACAUCUUUUUGAAAAUGUAAGUCAAUUAACUUUUUUUUAUAUUAAAAAAGUCUAAUAUUGUUGGUUUAAAUUGUAUCCCACUGCCUGUUAUAUAUUGUGUCUGCUAAAAUGUGGUUGACUGUAAAAAAAAAAAAAAGCUGUUAAAUUCUGGACUCCUGUAUUCCUUCAAAUUUGUUUAUUUGCUGCCUUACCCUAUUUACCCUAUUUACUUUCAUUUAUAGGAAGACUUUACAAAAUGUGUUUUGUUUUCUGUAAGCAUGUACAUAAUGUGUAAAAACAACACUUUAGUACUACACAUUAGCAUGAUUUUUGUUACUUGUUUUUCUUUUUUUUACAUUUACUUUGUUCAAGCUGAAGUUACUGAUCAGGUCUGAAGGAUGAAAAUAUAACAAAAACUAUCAGGUUUAAUGCUAAUUUAAAUACAUUUUGGCACAAAUUGAUGUAAAACAGACUAUUUAUCCAUAGAAAGUUAAAGCAAACAUAUAAUUGCAAAUGUGUAAAAUUUUAUGUCCAAUGUCCAAAAUGAAAACUUUAACAAAAUUAAAGAAGAGUCAUGAACAUCAAUAAAUAUACACUAAUACAGCAAGAAUGUUACCUUCAUGUUAGUGGCAAACAAUGAAACUCACCAGCCACUUUAUUAGGUAUACCUGUUCAUUUAGUUGUUUACACUAAUGGUGCAUAUGCCAAUCACAUGGUAGAACUUCAAAAUGUUUAGGCAUCUUAACAUUGUGAAAACGGCUUUCUGAAAUUCAAGACAAGAAUGGAAAUGUGAAAGAAAUUAGAUUGAAGUGACUUUGAAUGUGGCAUCGUUGAGGUUGCCAGAUGAGCUGGGCUAAGUAUUUCAGAAGUUGUUGAUCUAUUGGGGUUUUCAUAUUCAACUCAGAAACAAGAUGUUCACAGAGCAUCAUUACUAUAAACAAAUUAUCUUGUUGAUGUCAGAGGAAUGGACAGACUAGUUUGAGAUGAUAGAGAGGCAACAGUAGAUAUAAUAUCCACCCAUUACAAAAAAAGGUAUGCAGGAUAUUGUCUCUAAACACACAAGUUGAACUUCAAACUUUUAGCAGAUGAGCUACAGCAGCGAAAUAACACACCGAAUGCCACUACUUCCAGCUAAGCAAUCAAAAUUGAGGCUAUAAAUCACAAAUUCACCAAAAUUAGAAAACAGCCCAAAUUCCCUGAUCCAAUGAAUUUCAAUUUCAGUUGCAAUAUCGAGAUGGUAGGGUCAACAUUUCAUGUAAACAACAUUAAAUCGUGGAUCCUGUCUAUCCUGCCUUGCAUUGACACUUCAGGCUUGUUGGUGUAAUUGUUUGUGGAAUGUUUCCAUGAUACACUUUGGAUGCCUUCAAAACUGUGCAUUGUUUGAAUGCCAGAGCCUAUUUGAGUAUUGUUGCUCAGUGUGUCGACCCCUUUGUGCUACAGUGUGCCCAUCCUCUGAUGCCUACUUCCAGCAUGAUAAUGCACCAUACCACAAAGCCCAGAUCAUCUCCAACUGGUUUCUUUAAGAUGACAGUGAGUUCACUGUAUUCCAAUGAUCUCCAAAGUCAAUUCAUAAUAGCAUCUUUUGGAUGUGGUGGAACAGGGGAUUUGCAUUAUGGAUGUGCAGCCAAAAAAUCUGCUGCAACUGUGUUAUGAUAUUAGGUCAAUGUGGACCAAUAUCUUCGAACACCAUGUUCAGUCUAUGCCACAAAGAAUGAAUGCUGUUCUGAAGGCAAAAGGGGAUUCUACCCUGUAUUGGCAUUGUGUACCUAAUAAAGUGGUUGGUGGGUAUAUAUAUCAGUGGUGAAACAGUAAAUGUCUGUUUCUUUUCAUAUUUGUAUGUUUAAAGUAAUUUGAGCAAUUUAGUAUCCUGUAAAAGUGCGAUAAAAACCAACAGCGCUAAUCUGCGUGAACGAAUCAUAUGAUUACCAAGGGCAAUAAAAAAGUGGGCCCAGCUGUCUCCUGUUUGGUGACCAGUUUACAACAUUAUGCAAAUAAAGUUGGAUGGCAAAGGUCUUGUUCUGUGUGGCAAAUCUGAACAUCAUAACAGGAGUAAAUCACCCUUAGGUCAAUAUCAGCAUAAUUUUUGCUUGGCACAGUGUUUGUAGGAUUACAUAAUUUUUUUGUUGUUAUUUAAAACAAUGUUUUACACUUAGGAUCACUUCAACUUUCAUCAUACUAUUAACAAAUUUAACUUUGUUUUUAAAAGGUCUUGUCUUUUUCUAUCACUGGUGUGCAUAGGCAAUUGUUACAAUAUAAUACAACUUUUCAGUCUUAAAUGAUGGAUGGUAUGACUCACAUUUUCUGUUGCAUUUCAUCUGUGUUUUCAUCUUAGAAAUGAGAAAAGUUAGGACGAGAAGUUUAACGAAAGGUCUGCAGUGAUGAGUUGGUGUUGGCAUUACAAAUGAAAAGGUGCCACUUAAUGAAUUAUACACUCUGACCAUUACAAUAAGAAGGAUAUUUCUUAGUAAUUGUUAAAAUGUGUCUUUUUUUCUCUUUUGAAAAAAACUGUAAAUACUUGGUUUGAAAGUACUGAGUUGAUUUAUUGCAAUGGCUUUUUAUAAUCAUUAGACCAACCUAAAUCUAACCUAAAUUUUGUUUUUAUGUUUUUGAAUUUUUUAACAGCUUAGCUCAUGCCACCAUGCACUAUUUUAAUAUUCACAUAUUAAUAUUCAGAUUUAAAUGUAGUUUCUCCUUUUUUCCUUUCUUUUUUUUUUUUCAUUUUGAGUGUUGGUUGAAAAAACUAAGCUUUAAAAACCCCAUAAUCUCCCAUUUUUGUGCUGGUUUGGUUAGCAGGAUUAUGAGCUUAAAACCUCAUCAUUAAAAGCACUAACAGUGCCAUUCCUAUGCCAUUUUCUUUAAGCGGCAGGCUAUUUUUUUCCAUUUUUUGUUCUGUAAUUUCCUGGCUCAUAAUGACCUCUUUUUCUUCUGCUGAAGGUGUGCCUGGUGCGCAAGAGGUUGUGCAUUUAUGCAGAUUAAGCAGUGCAAUACUGGCUGCAAUUUGGGCAGGGAAUUGCUCGCAAUUUUAUGACCAAUUUUCACGUUGACUGGGACAUCUACACACCAGUGCAAAUGUGCAAAAAACACCUUUUUUCCUUUUUUUUGCUAUGGGUCGGGUUGUUUAUAGCUGAUAUAGAUUUACAGCCAGUUGCAAAUAAAGCCAUUUGAAGUUAUAUAAUUAGAUGAGUAAUCCCAGCAAUAUUUUAUUAAAUUACAAUAUUUUGUCAAAUGUCAAACCUGGAGCAAAAUAAUGUGUAGGUUUGUGAAAUACACCAGAAAAGAACACUUUCAUCUCAAAUAAAUAGGUACUUCAGCUGGUAUAUAUGUAUGUUAUUAUGUAAGGUAAAAUGAUUCAGCUCAAAAACUUGGAUAUUAUAAUUAUUAUUUAUCUGUAGCCUCCUCCUGCCUAACAGCUACUUUUAUACGUUAGAGGAAAACUAAUGAGUUUUUAAGCCUGCUUACGCUGUGUUGUUAUCUCAUUAGUUUUUUAAAGGAAUAGUUUGGAUUUUUUGAAGUGAUUUUGUUUGUUGAUUAUACUAUCAGUAAUAGUACCCUUCCACUGUAGUGGAUAGACGUCAGUUCGCUGGUAAAUAUGUGUUUCGCGCACAACAGCUGGUCAGUCAGUACAUUUUAGCUAAGUUUAGCUAUUUAAAAUGACUCAAACUGAAAACCUCUGUUUUUAUCCAUAAGAUACAAUGCUACUUUAGCAGAUAUUAGGUAACUGCAAAUACAGGAGGUGGUUAACAACUUGUAUCUGUUUAAUCAGCUGAACACCUUUCCUGUUGCUACACUGAAGUUACAUUGGUCUAUAUCAAUCCACCAAGAGUCGGGAUAUCUUUUGUAUUGUGAGACAGGUUUCAAAUUGUAUGUUUCUAUGCUUUUCCAGAUCUUGAAGCUGUUUAGAAAUUAUCCCCGCAAACUCAAGAUCAGCUGAUUUUGUCCUAAGCGUUGUAACGUAACCUGUCGGUUGAGGAAACAGCAACAAACGUAAUGUUUUAUUUGCAAAUGUGCACUCAAUUACCGCUAAUAUAGUGGUGUGUCCAUGACGUGAGCAUAUCCAGCUUGAGUUGAUUUUAGCAGUCCACAACAAGACAGACAUCUGUCCAAACCCGGUAAGGGAACUAACACUGAUAAUAUUUUCACAGAACCUCACUUCAGAAAAUCUGAACUGUCCCUUUAAAAACGGCACUGAUACUGGAGCAAACCCAAUCAUGUUUUCUUUCUUGAAGUCCCCAUCAUUUCAUAUAUUUGACCAGCACAUUCAAUGUUCAUACUAAUGAAGAAUUUCAACAAGGUUGAUAUGAAAAUGAUAUUUGUUCUGGCUUAGAAUCUGGUUGUGUUCUUCUGGUUCUGAUUGUUUUGUUUAUUAUAAUUCAGGAUUGUAACUUGACACCUUUUCCCUGUCCUGUCUGUCUCCUCCUGGCUCUCCACAUGCCUCUGCUGUACAGUUUAGCUUCAGUGCAACUCUUCGUUCCUCUUGAAAUAUCAAUCAGCCCAGUUUCUAUAUCGUCACAUUGAUGACAAUGUGUGACACAAUCGCAUGUAGUGAUGUGCUGUUAUUAUUAUUUUGUCUGGUAGUUUUUUUUUUGUUUUUUUUUACAUCUCAGGAAUAUAUUUUUCAUUUGGGAUUUCUUUUCUUUUUCUUUUUGGGAGUUUCUUGUUAUAAAAUGGGGACUUGUGAGCACUUAUCACUCUACUAGUCCCUGUAUGCUGACACCAUGUAUUUGUUCAGUUUCAGAUUAAGACGAUGUUAAUAAAAAUUAUUCAGUGAUUCUUCAGUAAAUCUGUCACAUUGCUGUCAUUGAAAACAUUUUUAAGUUGUUAGCCUUUUUUGCUUUUUAAAAACUGAAAUUUAAAAUAUGAUGCAAAUAUUCAGAAAGUCCAAGAACGAUAUUACUUUUUUUCAAGAAUUUAGUUUAAUUUAGGUAUGAAAGUAGUUUAAUGCCUCAUUAGCCCAUCGUGUAUUUAUGUGGGGCUACAAAACAUGUACAUACAUUAUAUAUCAAUCUUUAUUCAAGGCAACACCACUGACUGAGCACAAGGGAUUCACAUCCAAGGUUCGGCAAAGACAUUGAUUAGAGCAAAACAUUUGUUACUUUCACUUUUUAAUGUGCUUCAUUUUCAGCUUUGGAGACAGCUUCAUUUGUUAUUUAGCCCCAGUAAUGGAGACGUUCCCUUCCAUUGAGGGAUUUAAUAUUCAGUUUAGAGGUUUGUUUGUAUGAAAUGGAAAAUGUUGAAUAAAUAGUUGCUAAAACAUC
Messenger RNA from Girardinichthys multiradiatus, 9242 nucleotides. RefSeq names its product cell adhesion molecule 2a (gene cadm2a). Lineage: Eukaryota; Metazoa; Chordata; Actinopteri; Cyprinodontiformes; Goodeidae. The coding region runs from base 391 to 1707 and encodes 438 amino acids. The record is from RefSeq and is a predicted model, not a curated record. The transcript has 11 exons.